Arabis nemorensis is the source of this 468-nucleotide messenger RNA. The record is from the annotation of a GenBank genome assembly. NCBI's taxonomy places the organism in Eukaryota, Viridiplantae, Streptophyta, Magnoliopsida, Brassicales, Brassicaceae.
AUGGGGCUACAAGGUCAGCUCAGUGACGUCUCUUCCGAUUCAAUCCCUCUUAUGCUUCUCUCUCUCCUCGCCGUUUUCCUCAACCGUCUCCGAUCUUUCCUCCUCCGUCUCUGCUCUUCCACCACAUCCUCUAAUCUCCCCGUCGACGACGACUCAAUCAUAGCCUCAGGGCUAGCAAACAUCAUCGUCCUCGCCGAUCAGCUUAGCCUGAAUCGGCUCUUCUCGUACCGGUGCGGAGACGAAAACGGUUCCGAUUGCGUCGUGUGUCUGUCGAAGCUAAAGGAAGGAGAAGAAGUGAGGAAGCUUGAAUGUGGACACGUGUUUCACAAAGAGUGUUUUGAAGGAUGGCUUCAACAUCUUAAUUUCAACUGUCCUCUUUGUAGAUCUGGUUUGGUUUCCGAUUAUUGCGUCUCCAGAACGCAGCGGCGCGUCGGUACGGAUUUGAUCUCGUGUUUCUCUCUCCACUGA